Molecule: messenger RNA, 2015 nt
Organism: Cuscuta europaea
Lineage: Eukaryota; Viridiplantae; Streptophyta; Magnoliopsida; Solanales; Convolvulaceae
Source: the annotation of a GenBank genome assembly
UUUUUUUGGAAAACUACCAAGUUUUAAUGUUUUAAAAUUUGCAUUGUUUAAGAUCUAAUUUUGGUAAUUUGCAUUUAACUCGCCCGAUCCCCAUAGCAACUCCAAUCAAAAGCUUCAUUCGAUGUCAUUUUGAUCAGCAGAAGAGGAGCCUCAAUCUGUUUCCUCUUCUUCUUCUUUUGUUUUUUUUCUGGGUUAAUUGUUUUACGUUAUUUCAAAAUCUAUGAAAUUGAAGGAUGGGAUUCUUUCUUGGUAUUUUCUUUGGAGCUGCAUUGGGCUUCGGAAUCAUAGUUUGUUUUGCAAGAUAUCAGACAAUCAGAUCCCUUAAAAGAAUAGAUUUGGCCACAACCGUUGCUGCAUUUGCCAGAAUGACAGUUCAAGAUUCAAGGAAAAUCCUUCCAGCUGAAGCAUACCCUUCCUGGGUUGUCUUUUCACAUAGGCAAAAACUAAAUUGGCUCAAUCGCGUUCUUGAGAAACUAUGGCCAUAUGUUGAUCAGUGUAGGCAGCAUCAGAAGUAAUUAGGAACUCAGUUGAGCCAAUUCUUGAGCAGUACCGGCCAUCUAUCUUAGCUGCUAUGAAGUUUUCAAAGUUGACAUUAGGUACUGUUGCUCCCCAGUUCACAGGUGUUACUAUUGUUGAAAGCGGUCCUAAAGAAAUCGUUAUGGAGCUGGAGAUGCAAUGGGAUGGAAAUCCCAAUAUUGUGCUUGAUAUAAAGACUUUACUUGGCGUUGCACUGCCUAUACAAGUAAAAAACAUUGGAUUUACGGGUCUUUUUAGAAUAAUAUUCAAACCACUUGUUGAUGAUUUUCCUUGCUUUGGAGCUAUUUGUUUCUCCUUAAGGGAAAAGAGAAAUUUGGAUUUCACUCUAAAAGUUAUUGGUGGUGAUAUCGCAUCACUUCCCGGAGUAUCUGAUGCAAUAGAGAGUACAAUACGGGAUGCCAUUGAAGACUCUAUUACUUGGCCAGUCCGUAUCAUCAUACCCAUAAUCCCAGGAGACUAUAGUGAUUUGGACUUGAAGCCUGUUGGAUUGUUAGAAGUGAAGCUCAUCCAAGCCAAAGAGUUAACAAACAAAGAUAUAAUCGGGAAAUCUGAUCCAUUCGCAGAGGUGUUCAUCCGCCCACUACGUGCCAGAAUGAAGAACAGCAAAGUUAUUAAUAACUCAUUGAAUCCAAUCUGGAAUGAGCAUUUUGAGUUUGAAGUUGAAGAUGUAUCUACUCAACACUUGACGGUUAAGGUAUAUGAUGAUGAGGGGGUUCAGUCUUCGGAAUUUAUUGGUUGUGCUCAGUUUCCAUUGAAAGAGCUUGAGCCCGGGAAAGUGAAAGUUGUUUGGUUGAAACUUGUGAAGGAUUUAGAAUUACAAAGGGACACGAAAAACCGAGGCCAGGUACACUUGGAGUUACUUUAUUGUCCUUACGGGACUGAGAGCAUAUUCAUGAACGCUUUCAAUGCAGAUUUUAGACUGACUUCCUUGGAGAAGGCCCUUAGGCCAGAACCAGACCCUUCUGAACAACUAAACACAAAGUCAAAUGUACAGAAGAAAAGUGACAUCCUCUUUAGAGGGGUACUCACCGUGACAGUUAUAUCUGCUGAAGAGUUGCCCGCUACUGAUCUGUCAGGAAAAUCUGACCCUUUUGUUGUUAUAACAAUGAAAAAAUCCGAACAAAAGAGCAAAACUAGAGUUUUGAACAACACGUUGAAUCCUGUUUGGAACCAGACAUUUGACAUAAUCGUCGAGGAUGGAUUGCGGGAUUUGCUAAUAUUGGAAGUUUGGGACCAUGACACCUUUGGGAAGGAUAAAAUUGGCCGAUGUAUAAUGACACUUACAAGAGUUAUAAUGGAAGGAGAAUUUACAGAUUGCUUCCCUGUAGAUGGAACCCAGACUGGAAAACUAAACUUGCAUCUCAAGUGGACGCCCCAACCAAUACUCAGAGAGUUAUGAGCAUAUUAUGAACUUAGUCGCAAUUUUCCUAGUCCCAGUUUAGAGGGACUGAGGUUGUUUCCUCCCUCUUUUAUAGAAA